Molecule: messenger RNA, 1128 nt
Organism: Chanos chanos (milkfish)
Lineage: Eukaryota; Metazoa; Chordata; Actinopteri; Gonorynchiformes; Chanidae
Product: actin-85C
Exons: 7
Coding region: 1-1128 (375 amino acids)
Source: RefSeq, a predicted model, not a curated record
AUGACAGAUUUCAAGACCCCCAUAGUGUUGGAUACUGGAUCUGGAUUAAUGAAAGCAGGGUUUGCUGAUGAGGACCUGCCCACCACCAUUUUCCCCAAUAUCAUUGGGGUGCCUAAAUAUGAGGAGGUUAUGAAUGGGCACUUUGAGCGAGAGACCUACAUAGGACACGAUGCUCAACACAUGAGGGGUGUGUUGGCCCUGAGGUAUCCAAUGAGGAACGGAAUCAUACACAACUGGGAAGAAAUGGAGAUGAUCUGGCAUCAUACAUUUCAGCAGCUCUGUGUGGAGCCUGAGGAUCACCCUGUGAUGCUUACAGAGGCUGCUAUGAACCCGCAGGAGAACAGGCAGCGGAUGGUGGAAAUCAUGUUUGAGUCGUUCAGCGUUCCUUUGACUUACGUGGCUAUGCAGGCAGUGCUAGCGCUUUAUGCAGCAGGAAGAACAACAGGUGUGGUGUUUGAUUCUGGAGAUGGUGUGAGUCACAGCGUGCCGGUGUAUGAGGGAUACUCUCUCCCUCAUGCCGUCCAGCGUUUUAACUUGGCCGGGAUGGACGUCACAUUGCAUCUACAAAAGCUCCUGCAGGAGCAAGGUGUGUCCAUGCGCACUUCAGCUGAGCUGGAGAUUGUGCGAGAUAUGAAGGAGAAAUACUGCUGUGUGGCACUAGACUAUGAGGCUGAGCUGUCCGGCGGGGGGGCAGCCAGCAGCCCGGUGCAUUACACUAUGCCUGACGGACAGGUCAUCUCCCUCAGCUCAGAGAGGUUCAGGGCUCCUGAAAUCCUUUUCAAGCCCGAGCUGAUAGGAAGAGAUCAUUACGGGGUACAUGAGAGCAUCUUCAGAUCCAUUCUUCAAUCUGACAUAGACCUACAACGGACCUUUGUAGGAAACAUUCUGCUGUCUGGUGGCAAUACGCUGCUGGCUGGGUUGCCUGAGCGACUCCAGAGCGAAAUUAAGAAAAUGGUGCCCAUGGACAUUGCAGGCUGUGUUCGAGUGACGAGCCCCAAGGACAGAGAUUUCUCUGUGUGGUGUGGGGGUGCAGUACUGGCCAACCUCUCUGCUUUUUCCUCAGCAUGGAUCAGUCAGGAAGAGUAUUAUGAGUUUGGUCCUCAGAUUGUCUUCAGAAAGUGCUUUUAA